Messenger RNA from Rhizoctonia solani, 1194 nucleotides. Its product is annotated as transporter protein Sec9. Gene Ontology annotation, molecular function: syntaxin binding; SNAP receptor activity. Gene Ontology annotation, cellular component: plasma membrane; SNARE complex. The record is from RefSeq and is a predicted model, not a curated record. The transcript is spliced from 3 exons. NCBI's taxonomy places the organism in Eukaryota, Fungi, Basidiomycota, Agaricomycetes, Cantharellales, Ceratobasidiaceae. The coding region runs from base 1 to 1194 and encodes 397 amino acids. Gene Ontology annotation, biological process: exocytosis; vesicle fusion.
AUGCCCAGCUGGUUCAGUCGCAGCAGUAGCCGUAACGAAAUACCUCCGGUUGCCGAAGCCGCCCCUUCGAGCGGCGGGGGUGGCGGGUACGGAUACACGAACAGCCGCAGCGACGAAGACAAAUCCCGUCAGGAGCUGUUUGCUGGGGCCUCAAACCGCCCGGCUGAUGCAGCCAGUAUCGGCCCUCCCCCAAGUUAUCGUUCCAAUGCCAGUGUCUACAACCAAUCCCGCGAUGGCGAUCCGUAUGCCAGCUCAUCUUAUCAGAAACCUACCGUUCAAACCGACCGCUAUGCCCGCAAUGCGAACGUUGGCGACAAGUAUUCGCGCGGUUACGCGGAUGUAGACAAUGACCGAGCGGAGCUGUUUGCAGGCCGCCAACCUACUCAGCCUCGACGCCGAUUUGACGACGACGAUAAUGGUCAACAAAGGCAGCUCACUGCGGAGGAGGAAGACGAAGAGAUCGAGGGUAUCAAGCAAGACACCAGGCAGUUGAAGCAAGAAUCGGUCCAAAGCACUCGUAACGCGCUAAGAAUCGCACGUGAAGCUGAAGAAACCGCCCGUAACACCCUUUUGAAACUCGGAGAUCAAUCUGAGAAAAUCGCCAAUACUGAACGUCACCUGGACCUGGCCAAAGGCUCCACUAACCGUGCCGAGGACAAGACCGACGAACUCAAGCAGCUCAAUCGCUCCAUCUUCCGGCCGGUUAUCGUUUUUAACAAAGAUGAGAAGCGCCGUAAGCAAGAACAGCGGAUUGCUGAUAGGCACGAGCAAGAGCGUUUCGAGCGUGAAAACGCAGCCGUCGACGUGCGCGAUUCCCACAAUCGUAUUGGACGUGCUGCUACGUAUGGCCAACGAUCGGGAGAUGGGGGAGACGACAACUAUGGAGAAGAUGCGGAAGGUAUUUCGAGCGGACGAAGGAACUUGCCGCCUGAGCAACAGAGGGCCCGGCAAGCUGCGAGGUCGAGGUACCAAUUCGAAGCCACUGCUUCUGACGACGAACUCGAAGAUGAACUAGGCAAGUAUGACAAUUUGGACGAAAUCCACGAUGUUGCGAAGAGACUUAAGGCACUGGCUGUGGCUUCUGGUCAGGAACUGGACGCACAAAACGCGCGCCUGAACAAAAUCACAAACAAAACCGAUCAGCUGGACACCAAGAUUGUGCGCGCUACCGAUCGCCUCAAGCGCAUCAAGUAG